AUGAUACUUUUUAUUUGUAUCAUUGUUACAAUCAAUGGUCGAAUUAUACCAUUAUCCACACAUUCCAAUUCAAUGUUAACAAUUGAUACAGUAACAAAUACUGAUUUUGCAAUUAUUUCAAAAGAUAAUCUAAGAAAAAAUGGAUGGGAUAAUUGGGAAGAGCCAUCGACAGGUCCUCCCGAACCGGGUACAUCUGUAUGUUAUUCACUUGUUGGAUGUUUUGAUAAUGAUCCUCCGUUUGAUAAUGCUGGCUUGGAAGUACCACAAGAUCCAUCGAUAAUUAAAACAGAUUUUCUUCUAUUUACUUCUUCUCAAGCAACAAGUCCUGAAAUACUUGAAUACGAUAAAAAUGAUAAAUCAAUUAUAGAUUCUAAGUUCAAUAAUUCACAAUGGUUAAGAAUUAUUGUUCAUGGUUUUACAAAUAAUCGCCAUAGUCCUUGGAUUCCACGAUUAACUGAAGAAUUACUUAAAUUGAAGGAUAAUGAAGCAUCUGCCGUAUUGGUUGUAGAUUGGGGUAGUGGAGCAAAAUUUCCGUUUUAUAAUAAAGCUGCAGCAAAUAUUCGAUUAGUUGGAAAGCAAAUAUCUUUAAUUUUAAAGAAAAUGAAAACAUUAAAAAAGUUAUCCUAUGAUAAAGUACAUUGUAUCGGCCAUAGUCUGGGUGCACAUACAUGUGGAUAUGCAUCAAAUGGAAUAAAUAAUCAAAUAGGUCGUAUAACGGGCCUCGAUCCAGCUGGACCAUUUUUUGAAGGCAAACCUAAUACUGUUCGUCUUGAUCAAAAAGAUGGCAAAUUUGUCGAUGUAAUUCAUACAAACACAGAAAUUGCAUUGGGUAUCGGCUUGGGAUCAAAAGAUCCAUCUGGUCACAUUGAUUUUUAUGUUAAUGGUGGUAAGCAACAGCCAGGUUGUCCAUCGACUGUUGCAGGACUUAUUGGUGGAUUAUUACCUGGCCAAUCUGAAAGUGGAUUUGAACAAUCAUCAUGUUCUCAUAGUCGUUCACAUGGAUAUUUUAUUGAAUCUAUUCAUUCUCAAUGUCCAUACACAGCAUAUCAAUGCCAAGAUUUUGAUAGUUUUCGUAAAGGACAAUGUCUUUCAUGUGAAACAUCGGGUUGUUCUCAAAUGGGUUUUUAUGCAAAAGAUUCAGUCAAUCGUGGUAACAUGUAUUUAUCUACGAAGAGUCAUCAUUAUUAUAUCGAACUUUCACUUAAUGAAGAUAUGAUGAAAACAAUUGGAGAAAUUUAUGUUUCGCUUUAUUCAAAUUACGAAUUAUUAACAAAUCUGAGCAUGACUCACAAAUCAAAUGUGGAAAUCAAAGGUGGUAAUAUCCUUCGGCAUGUAUUUAGUUCGGAUAUUGAUUACAACAAUAUUGACUAUGCUAUCAUUUAUUUCUAUAAAGGAAAAUCUUUAUUUAAUUUGGGUGGACCAUACGCUAAUGAUAUUCGUAUAUCCUAUCUUCAAGUGAAAUCAGCUGAUGGAAGUUUAAUCAGUGAUGCAGUAUGUGAUUUUAAUACUACAAUACCAUCUUUUACUGAACAUACAUUACUUUUCAACCGUCAUCAUAAAUGA
This is a messenger RNA of Adineta ricciae, 1563 nucleotides long. NCBI's taxonomy places the organism in Eukaryota, Metazoa, Rotifera, Eurotatoria, Adinetida, Adinetidae. The record is from the annotation of a GenBank genome assembly.